Messenger RNA from Passer montanus (Eurasian tree sparrow), 1737 nucleotides. It is a transcript of the gene EMB, whose product is annotated as embigin. The transcript has 10 exons. NCBI's taxonomy places the organism in Eukaryota, Metazoa, Chordata, Aves, Passeriformes, Passeridae. Bases 492 to 1454 code for a protein of 320 amino acids. The record is from RefSeq and is a predicted model, not a curated record.
CAGCCCGGCCGGAGCCGUUUGCUGCGGCGCGUCCCUCCUGCCCGGGCGGUCCCGCAGCCAGGGCCCCUCUGGGCCAAACACCAGUCCCGGCCCUGUGCCGCACUGCCCCGCCAGGCUCCCACCGCCCCGGGGGUCGCCUGCGCGGCUCGGGCGCCAGGGCCUCUGUCUAAUUAGGCACCGGUGCGCGCCCCCGCCCUUCCUCCGCCGCUUAAAGCGCGGCCGGCCCGCUGCUGACCACAUCCUCACGCAGAGGGCAGCGGUUGUAGCAGCAGCGCCUUCCCGGUGGGGGGUUUUUGGCCUGUUUUUUUUUCCGUCCGAAGUGAAUUUGGAGUAGCUUUGCUUUGCAUUUGAGCCCCGUCGUUGCUGGAGUAGCCAGCUCUCCCGUAAAGCUGCUCCGGCCCACUUGAGGCUUCCUCAGGUGGUGCAGCCCGCGGGGUGCGGAUCUGAGCCGAGCCAGGGGAGCCCGGCGGAGUGAGCGCGGCGGGGGCACCAUGCCUGCCACCUUCUCCGGCCGCUGCCUGCUGCGCCUGCUGCUGCUGCUGCUCUGCACCAGCCUCUCGGGCGGGAGCCUUGCAGAUCCACCUAUGACAACACAAGACUCCAAUCAGACUUGGGUGAAUUCUGUGACAAAGAUGCAAGCUGGACAUGAAUCAUCUGGUGCUGCCACACAAGAGCUCAAGCCUGGAAGCAAGCACAGCACUGAUAUCACAGAGUAUGAGAUAGUCCUGCCUGGUGUGUCUGAAAAAAAUAUCUCUUUGGCCAGUCCAGCUACAGUUGAACUUACAUGCAGAUUAGAUGAGAAUUCGAAUUUGAAAGAUCCUCAAGUGACUUGGAAAAGGGGAAGUGAAACAAUCAGUCACACCAGUAAAACUCCAAACAGCUGGACCAUCCAACUGACCAUCUCAGGGAGCAGUGAGCUAGGAAGUUACACUUGUAUUCUGAAGGCUGAAAAAGAAGUCAGUGCCACGUUUCAUUUGCACGUACCAACCAUUGAAGGAAGAGAAAAACCCAUAAUCACUUAUAUAGGUGAUACAGCUGUAAUGGUUUGUAAAGCUGAGUAUGAUGCCAAGGCUUGGAUGUGGUAUAUGACCAAUGGAACUGAGCUGGUUCCCAUUGAUAAGGUUUUGCCUCUGGACAAGUUUGAAAUGAAGAUGCUAUCUGCCAGUGAAAACCGUUUGGAGAUACACAAGCUCACCAUGGAAGAUAGUGGUGAAUAUUGGUGUGAAGCCGCUUUUGAAUUAGCGGGCAGUAAAGCGAGGUUUGAACUUAGGGUUCUGUCCAUUGCAGAACCUCUCAAACCCUUUAUAGCAGCUGUGGCUGAAGUCGCUAUUCUUGUAACUACUAUUGCCCUCUAUGAGAUGUAUUCGAAAAAGAAGGCAAAAGGAGGUGGAAAAGAGUUUGACCAAAUUGAGCAACUUAAAUCAGAAGACAACGUAACCACGGGAGGCAAGUAGUUCUGUGCAGAGAAGGAAGGUUCCUUUCAAGGAGAUUUAAGCCAAUAGAAGUGAAAAUUGCCACAAAGCUUCAGAAGAUGUAUACAGCUACUUAAACAUUCACUGUGUUUUGAAGUAAAGUUCUCUACAUUUGAGAAAUAAGAUGCUUUUAAAAUAGCUCUGAAAGUAGUCAUUUUAUACCGAUGAUAAUAUAUUGUAUUCAGAAGUUUAUCUGUAACAUUUUACUGCUAGCAGAGUUUUUUAUGUGAUUAGGCUUGCUCUUGGUGUAUGAUUAUCUGUUUGA